UUCACAGGCUGGACCGCUGGUGUGUCGCAGCACAUAUUUGUAUGCAUUUAGGACUAGAGCCGCUGUUGGGAACGCGCUGUCGUACACGGCUUUUACACCAGCAGCCUUGUUACCUAUCGUUUCAUAUUUUUUUUGAGGAGGGAGGAAAUGAGUCGCAGCGUUGCGCUUUAAGGGGAAGCCAGAGGAGGACAGACAAACAGGAUUCAAACAGGUGUCCGGUUGUCUCCCAUCAGCCCGAGCCCACGGAGGAGGAAGAGACAGGAGAGGCGGCAGAGAGGGGGGAAAUACGGGAUAUACUGAGUGUUCAUCAAGAAAUAGCGCUGUCACUGUGCAAAUCAAUCCGCUAAUUUCAGGUUUUCCCUUUCCGUUCACCACGCGCUCCCUCGGCUCUGAUGGUGAUGGUGACCCGGCGGCCAAAAACCGGCACAAACCCGUCCGCUCGCACCGAGAUUAACAGGUGAAGACUGUUGCAGCCGUGCAUCUUCUUUUCUUUCAACCCCUCCGUCUCAGAGGAGGAGGAAGAGGAGGUGAUAGAAAGGAAGGAAGGAGGGGAGGCGGUGACCGACAUCCCCCACGGGACAGGCCGAGCGACCCACGCUUCUAACAGGUGUGUCUGAGGAGGGCUUCCACAAUCUGCACCGCCCGUCAGUCCGGCCGGUCUCCCUCCCCCGGUUAUCUUCUUCUUGUCUCAUUGUUCCUGCAACAAACAACAACCCAUAAUUACAUCCACAUCAGGGGCUGGUCUGGACUUACAUUUGGUGGCUUUGGCAUCCCAGUGAGCGCUUAUUCGUGUCUCCUGCCGGUCUCUCCGCAGCUCUCCAUUGGUGCGUAAUAGCAGCGAGGAGGAAGGAGGAUCCAAACGGCUCAUUUUCAGACGUUAAUUAAAGAAAAAAACGGGACUUUUUGUUGUGGCUUCGUUUAUUUCUUAAGGAUUUUAGGGGUUUUUUUUUUUGGUUUGAUUUCUUUCACCAGAUUUUGUUGCAGGUUUGGACGGAUUUCAGCCCCCCCCUUUUCAGGCGACGCUCGCGUUUCCCAGGCGUUUUUUUUUUUUUUUUUAACGGACAGCAAAGUGGGGGUCUUUUUUAUAAGGGGGGGGGACUCUUCUCUUGUUAGACACAAAGUGUACCUCGUUUUAUCAUGACAACGAGAAAAGCCAACAGCGGGACGGACACGGUGACGACCUCCUCCACCGCCAACCACCACCAGCAGCACCAGAACCAGCCGAGGAGCCGGAGUCCCAGCGGCUUCAGCAGCGGGGUUCCGGCGUCCGAGGCGGCGGGCGGAGGGGCGGAGAUGUUCGGGGAAUUUCAGGACUGGUGCCUGCGGACGUACGGGGACUCCGGCAAGACCAAGACCGUGACCCGGCGCAAAUACAACAAGAUCCUCCAGACCCUCCUCCAGGGGGACGAGGAGAACAGCAACGGCGUGUUCCUGCACGAGAAGGGCAACAACCACAUCAACGCCAAAUUUAAAUUCUGGGUCAAGUCCAAAGGCUUCCAGGUCGGGACGCUGCAGGACGCCAAGAACGGGUCCUCGGACAGACCGGUGCUGUACGUCCCCAUCAAGGCGACGUGUGUGGACAGUGUAUCAGGGGCCGACUCGUCCCUGAAGCGCGUGGCGGUGGUGGAGGAUUUCUUUGACAUCAUCUAUGCCAUGCACGUGGAGAUCAGCACCGACCCCGGCAAAGCCCCGAAACACGCCGGCCAGAAGAAGACCUACAAAGCUAUAGCGGAGACGUACGCCUUCCUGCCCAGAGAGGCGGUGACUCGUUUCCUGAUGAGCUGUGGAGAGUGUCAGAAGAGGAUGCACAUCAGCACCACAGGACAGGACUGCAAAGAGAACGACAGGCCGAGCUCUCUGGUGUUGGAGGUGAUAGACUACAACAUGCCUCUCACCACCACCUACAUGAAACAGAUGAAGCUGCAGUGUAUGAGCAACAACAAGGAUGACAGUUCACUGAGCAGCGAGGAGGAGGCAGAGAUGAGCGAGCCUACAUGGCUAGCAGCUGAUCUGGGAGCAGCGUCUGACCUGAGCCCGCCAAGCCGAGGAGAAAGGAUGCGCCACAGUCCCCAGAACGCACACAGCAAGGAGGAUGACGAGGACUCAUCAUCAGAGAGCGGCAGUGGAAAUGGCCUGCCUGCCCUGACCCCGCCCUCCUCCGCGGUAACGGACGGCGCCAUAGUCAGGGAAACCGAGGUCGUCAAUGGCAACGGCGGCCCCGCCCCACUGGACUUCAGCACGCCCACUUCCUCCUCAUCAUCAUCCGAGGACCAGCAGCCGAUGAACCUGACUGACCCACCCCCUCAGCGCCUGCCUCUGUCCACCUCGCACCUGCCUGUCACCGUGUCGGCAGCAGCUGCCGCGCUGCUCGGCGCCCUGCAUCCCAACGCGCCCGAGGAGCUCCGCAGGAAGUACCCUCUGGCUGCCAAACCUCCCCUGGCUCCACACCCGGCCCUGCCGCUGCCACACACACACAGCCAUCACACACAUAAUGCACACACUCCCAACACACACUCCCAGUCCCAUGCUGCAGAGCUGCGACUGGACCGAGACGGCAGGGACUAUGGGGGCAAGUCCCCCCAGUACAGUUCAGGUGGCAGCUACGACAGCGUGAAAAUGGACUUGAGUGCCGAGGACCUGACCAUGGGGCGUCAUGGCAGCCAGGUUGCCCCCGACGAUGACGACGACGACCAUGACGACCACGACGACAACGACAAGAUCAACGACACAGAGGGAGUCGAUCCCGAGAGACUAAAGGCCUUCAACAUGUUUGUGCGUCUGUUUGUGGACGAGAACUUGGAUCGAAUGGUUCCCAUCUCCAAACAGCCCAAGGAGAAGAUCCAGGCCAUCAUCGAAUCCUGCAGCAGACAGUUCCCAGAAUUCCAGGAACGCGCCCGCAAGCGCAUUCGCACCUACCUCAAAUCCUGCCGACGUAUGAAGAAGAACGGCAUGGAGACCCGUCCUACUCCACCUCACCUCACCUCAGCCAUGGCUGAGAACAUCCUGGCUGCCGCCUGCGAGAACGAAUCACGCAACGCCGCAAAGAGGAUGCGCCUUGAAGCCUAUCACGAUGAGCAGAUCUCUAUGGACAAGCCGUCCAGCGGUGGAGGAGGUCUGCGGGAGCCGGCGUCCCUUGCUCACUCCGCCUACUCCCUGGCCGCAUCAGCCUUCUCCUCCCAGGACACCCAGCUCUACAUCAACGGAGCCGGACUCAGCUACGGUUACCGUGGAUACCCGGGCCUGAGCGCUGCCAUGCAACACCCCGUUUCCCUGACGACCAGCGCUGCUGCACAGAGCAACGGUCCCACAGACCUCAGCAUGAAAUCUCUCUCCUCUGCCAACAUCAGUAACUCCACCUCCUCUGCCUCCACCAACAACAGCCUGGGUGGGCGGGGCAGCGGGGGCGCAGGAGGGGGCGGGGCGUCAACACAGCUCAGCCAACCAGAGAUCACGGCCGUUCGUCAGCUGAUCGCCGGCUACCGGGAGUCGGCCGCUUUCCUUCUUCGCUCAGCAGACGAGCUGGAGAACCUCAUCCUGCAGCAGAACUGAUCUGGGGGAGAUGUGGGAGAACACACACACACAGACAUACACACACUCAAACACACACACUUCUUAUUAUGUUUUGUGUCCGUCUGUGUCUCUCCUUACCGACGCUGAAUACCAGACGUCCUCUUGUUUUUGCUCUCCCCUCCUUAAAUCUGCGUUUGUCGGUUUCUCCUCAUCUGCCUUCUCUUCGGAAACUGUGGCCACUUUUUAUUUUUGGAGAAAAAGUGGUAAAGUGGGGCAGAGGGAGGGAGGGAGACCAAUCCCACCCCACCGUCCCCCAAAACAAUUCCCCCACAACCUCAAUCCAUGAAAGAAAAAAAAAAUUUGAAAGAAGGAGCAGAGCAUUUGGACUCUGGAGGAAUCUCUUCCUCUCCUCUCUGGAAGCACCUCACAAUCAGCACUACACUCUGAGCGAAGGAGUGUGGAGGAGAGGAAGAGAGGAGGAGGAGGAGUAGCCUGGAAGAAGACUGCAAGGUUGUUGAUUCUGCUGCUGUGGUUUCAGAAAAACAAACUUGGCCUCAUUGUGGGUGGAAAAGUGAAGUUUUUGAGUUUCCCUGAGGAGCUCCAACACGGGGAGUUUUGAUUGACGGGUGCGCCGUCUUCUGAUAUAACAGUUUAAAAGAUAUUAAGUAACGACUCCCUGAAUUAGUACUACUGAAGCUGUUUGUUAAAUGACAAGUGCUUUUGAUGUGAUUGAAGAUUUAAUUUGUUCUUUUUUUGGGGGAGUCCAGUGAGCAUUUUUUUGUUUCGUUAUUUUGUGUUUGUGUUUUCCCAAGUGACUGAAAGAAAGAGAGGCGGUUUGACUUAUCUUAAAAGAUAGCACUAAACACGGAAAAGACUUUGGGAGGGGCUUAAGGAUGGAAACUGGAAAAGAAAAAAGAAAAAAAAGGAGUUGUUUGGUUUAAAAAAAAAAAAAAAAGGAGAGAAACUUUUUUGUGCUCGCUUGUAUAUAAGCUCUCUGUGUCCUAUAGCACUUUUCCCUCACCUGAAACCUCACCCUGAACCCCCCCCCCAUCCUCCUCACCCCUUUUACCCAGGGAGCAACCUGCUACUUAUGCAUCCAAAACGCCAUGUUGACCACCAGAAAAUACCUCAGAUCAGACCUGCCAAUUAAAUUUUCAGUUCCUCACACACACACACAUACACACAUACGUACGUACACACACACACACAUACACACACACACACACACACACACACACACACACACACACACACACUCUGCAAGUAAAUGGUGACACUCCCACCAGAAGCCAGUUUACUUCUACUUUACCACCUGAUGUCUUCAAGGUUUAUAUAAUUGUUUGGGGGGAGAAUCAAACUAUGUAAUGUUGAGAACGAUGAAGCAUUUCAAGAACUGAAACUUUUCUUUCAUCUGUGCGGGUUCAUUCGUGUGCUGCUGUAUAUAAUCAGUUCAUCUUGAAAAACUUGAGAAGAAUCAGAGUGUGUUUCAGAGGGGAGGGAGGGGUUGUGUGUGUGUGUGUGUGUGUGUGUGUGUGUGUGUGUGUGUGUGUGUGUGUGUGUGUGUGUGUGUGUGUGUGUGUGUGUGUGUGUGCGCGUGCGGAGGGGAGGGGCUUUCUUAAAAGAAAGGGGGUUUAAAUGUUGAUAACUGGUGGCAAUUUUACCUCCCGCUUCUACUUUUUACAAAUGUAGAUGUAACGCCAACGAAACCUCAGCAUUGUUCUGUUUCCCCCCCCCCCUCCUUCCUCCUUCUCUUAUCCUCUUCUUCUCUCCAUUGGACCUACUGUACUCUUCACCUCUUCUUCAUGGACCUAAACACCCUCCUCUUCCUCCUCCCCUCCCUGGUCCGGUCCAGGUUUUAGAGGAAAAGGAGGCCUGCUCUGUCUUACUGUGUUUUGUCUGUUAAACUCUGAGAUGGCCAUUACUAUUGUUAUUAUUGUUAUUAUUAUUAUUAUUAUUAGUAUGAUUAUAAUGAUGAACUUUCAUGUUGCUGCUGCUAUAUAAAAACCGGACCUUCUGCCAUAGACCUGAAACCUCAACAAAGCCGGGCGUUAGCUAGCCGCAGUGCCCCGUGAAAACCCGACCAACCGACCAACCUCCUGCGACCUCAACUGCAACUCGACCACAACAAAGCAAAAACAACACAAAGACUGACGGGAGAACUAUCUUCAUCCUCUCGCAUCUCUUCUCUCUCUGACUGGUUGGUUGGUGUCUUUGUUUUUGCUUCAUAGGGCUCGAUUCAUGUUGUGUUUUGUGACUUUCUAACUGUGAAUUCUUUAAACCUCGUUUCAAUUUCUUCUCAUGUUUUCAUCCUCUGGAGGGCGCAGGGAGGGACAGUGCAUCUUCACCAUGGCACUCUGUGUUGGGCCCCACAAGUACACGCUCAAGUGUGGUUCAGUGUAGAAUGCCGAUUUAUUUUUUGGUUAAUCCAGAAGGAAAGAAGUGAGAUGGCACUCAAUUCCUGCAGAUAACUUUAAAAGAGAAAGUAAAUCCUUCAUCUUUUGCUUUCAGCCAUGUUGACAUUAUGCCAUAUGAAGGUAGUUUUUGUUGUCUUGCCCAGCAAGUAAAAAAAAAUAUAUUUAUUAGAAUACCUGAUUGCUCCUGCAGCCUCGCGUCCAGAGUCAAGCCCUCUUUGUUAAAGAAAAAGUUUGACAUUUUGCAAAAUUGGCCUGUUAUUUUCUGCGAGUUAGAUGAGAAGAUUAAUGCCACUCUCAUGUUAAAUAGAAAGCUGGAACUAGCAGCCGGUUAGCUUAGCUGGAAACAGGAAACAGGGACAGCUAGCCUGGCUCUACUCACAGGUAAUAAAUAUCCACCUGUCUCUGGAGACUCCAGGAAGUUAACGCUCCUGGCAGAGAAAUAUUCCGACUCAUUGGACGACCUGAGACAUGAGAGUCGUAUCAAUCUUCUCAUUUCUCAAAAUGUCACUCUGUUACUUUUAGGGAGUUGUAACAUUGGCAAGAAGCAACUCCAUUUUUUUAUCACCACUAUGUAGUUUUGUCUCUUGGUACAGUUGCUAAAAAAAAAAAAAAGACACAUUUUGUAUGAAAAAGCGUUUUGAACCACAUGACGCACCCACAUGCUCCUGGUUUCACUCAGCAACCUGCAGCACAGAAGAGGUUUGAAAAUGAACAAAACGUGACUUAUUGUAUCCUCCCGAGACAUUGCUCUGUGUACCGUGCUUCUACUGUAGUUCCUACUCAGUUCGACUGUCGUGUCACCGUGAUUUGCUCCCUUUUUGCACACUGAGCGAAACAAGUCAUCUGUGAUUUGAAGGUGGGUGGGGGGUGGGGGGGGGCUCUCUGUGUGGGUAUGCAUGUUUCCCCCAGCUUGCACUGCUGAAGUGAGACGUGAGCGGAGGUAGAGGUGUGGUGUUUUUUUUUGCAAUGCAGUUGAUAAUCAUAGCAUCCACUGGUCUUUUAGAUGGUUUUUUUGUUGGUGACGGGCUGCCCGCAGUGACAGUCAGACAGUUAAAUCUGGAUCAUAAGCGCUGGAUGGCGAGCUGUCGGGCUACAGAGCAGAGGAACAUGUGAAAAGCCAUUCGUUCAGGAGGUCGUAUCCGUUAAAAACCUCCAUCCAAACUCUGAUGGAUUCACAUUCAUGUGCAAUGUCAGAACCAGCACAUUGAGUUCAAAUUGUUUUGAAAUGUUGAAAAAUGUAAAUUAUUUAAUUUAUGGAAGAUUAGAUGUAGAGUUGUAAACGUUUUUUCUUUUGUUUUGUUAUUUUUCACAAAAAACGGGAAGCUCUGUUUAAAGUGUAAUCAUCACUGAAUGACACAAGAGAUAUAUGCAAAAAGACGACCCAACUAGAAGAGAAGGAGGAGAGAAGGAGGGGAGGAUGAUGUCGAAGAGUCAGACAUGUUGCCGUACAACCUUCAUCUUAGAGCUGAAGUCAUGUUUAAGAAGAGUGGUUGUGGUGUUCGAUUUUAGUUUGGUAUUUUUCUAAAACUUAAGAAAAUUUGAUUUGAAAAAGGGGAAAAUCUCACAAAUGUUAUUAAAUCUUGUGAGACCCACUGAGGUACAAUCAAUUUUUCCUCUAUUUCCUCUCUAAUUUUAGCGUCUUUAUCGGAUUAAAUAUUGGAGGGCACAUUCACAACGCCCUUCGUAAAUCCCAACAUGAGACACCAGACACCAGCAUCCCGUCCUUCUGUCCUCCUGUUUGAUCCUCACUGUGCUCUCAGAUACUGCCAAUGCUUUGGUUGAGUCGACACUACACACCGGGCAGGUUUUCAGUGUCGGGGGAGGUUCGGCACCUUUUGGGACACCUGGAUUGGUCCAGACGUACUCAGUCGAUCUAUGAAAGAACUGUUUAGGGAUUUUUCUGUUUGGUUGAUCCACACUCUGCUCUGACUGAGGGACCUGAGUCACAUACAGCAACCAGCCAGUUAAUGGGAACACAUCGGUGUAUCAUUCUGAUGUUUUGUUUUGUCCUCCUAUCAGAUAUGAUUUAUGUUUUCCUGCUCAUCGCAGCUGCACGGAAACUCACCGUAAAAACAGUUUUAGAAGGCAGUAAUGUGUCCAAGAGUUUGCCAAACAGGAAAUAAGUGUGGUGGGUUGAGAAACAUUGAACACUUGUAAUUUUACAAGGAAAAAGAUCUAAUUUUAACAACUUAUGUCUGGCAGUAGAGGAACCUGUGUGAGCUGUGUCUGUUGGACCUGUUCCCUCAGAUCAAAGCGGGAUCGAGCAGUUUUCAAUUUCAGGAAGAAUUUCCAUCCCGACUCAGACGGAUUCAGUCUCAACUGAGCAGAUGGGGUAGAUGUUCAUUUUACCUCUAACUGUCAAACGUUCUGAAAACCUUGAACCUCCCAAAAUGUGUUUUUUAAGAAACGAAGGAAAUCCAUCAGCAACCACACUGUUUCAGAUCACAGUGUGUAAUGGGUGUGAAAUGGUUAAAUGUGGAUUUAUUAUCUGUAUUGAAAGAUAAAAUCAAAAAGAAAGGAAUAGUGCCACAGUUGGAGUUGAGAUUUUAAUGCAACACCAACAUUUCACCUAACUGAACCCCUACAGUCUUUGUUGGAGAGUCGAGAGAGCGAACUUCAGCUCGGAGCCUAAAAGCUGUUGUAUUUUUCUCACACUUGUUCUGAUGAGGUUGGAUCAGUGGGAAAAAAGUUUAGUUUUAUUCACUUUUGGUUCCCCCUGGCAUGAAAAUGUUGAGCAGCUUAAGAUGCUGUGUAAAUGGUGAAGAGGCUCUUACUGCAGUUCAUCCCUCUCUUCCUCCCUCCUCCUCCUCCUCCUCCUCCUCCUCUGACUUUGAUUCUUGAUAUUCUCAGCUAAAAACUCCUCCAGGACAAACCGCUUCUUUUAAAUGGCAUCUGGGAGUUUUUUUUUUUGUUGUAGGAAUAAGUCAUCUUCGCAAACACAAACUGAACCGCUGAGAUCGUCCUGAAGGUACAAAAGGAAACAAAGUGCCCGAGUUUAGUUCUUUGGUCAGGCUUUAGCAAACACUGCUUCACUGACUUUAGAGUAUUUGAAGUGAUAAUCAAGUAGUCUGCCAGAAGAGCCAGGUAAGGUGGCAUUUGGGACUUUCUGGACUUUCUCAUUGGUUCCACAGUGUCUCUGUCAACCUCAAAAAGACGUUCUUGAGUUUUUAUACACGUGUUUUUGAGCCCAGGUCAGUUUACUUCAAAGCCAGACAGCUGCAGAACAGCACCACAAAGAACUAAAAACACCAACAGCUGUAUAAAAGAAAAAAAAUAGGCAAAUGACAAUCUUUAGAAAGGUGUAAUUUGCUCACUGUUUGAUUUCCAUUCCUUCUGUCUGUAAUAUACAGUGGGACAGACAGAAUCUGAGUGUUUCAGCCGUAAUCAGAGCGUUCGUACUCCAAAACUACUCCUCCUCUUCCUCCUCCUCCUCCUCUUGUUAUUAACGUCUCCACUGGCUGAGCAAACAGCCGACACAUUUCUAUCUGAUUUCUAUUUUUUAGUAUUACAUUAUUAUUAUCAAUGUUCUGAUUCUUCUUAAUAUUAUUUUAUAGAUAUAUUUUGUAGUGCAAGUAAAGUGGUCUUUUUUGGAAAAGAUAUUUUGUACAAUAUUCCAACAGCUUCACUCUGUAUGCCUAUACUGCACAUUCCAAACAUGGAUGUCAACCAACAACCGGGACCCGAUCGGCAUCACGACACAACUCGUUCAGCAGGGUUUAACCGCUAUCAGAUGUUAAAAUCAGUAAGAAGAUCGAGAGACAAGCUACAUGUUGACCUUUACUGUCCUCAGUAAGAGUCCGCCCUCGUGGUUCAUGCACAAGACGUGUGUUUUCCUCUUGAAAUGAAGCCUCCUUUUUCUUUUAAAGGUUAUGUUUACACAUCAUAGAGUUGUUGUAAGGUCAUGAUCCGGCAUUGAUCUCCCUGUAAAAAGCAUUAAAUGUUUUGAGGCUUGUAGAAGAGCUGUGUCUUUCUGUCAGACUUCAGAGGUACUGACGGGGUUUUCCAGCUGAGCAGCUGAGAACAGAGCAGAUGUAACCUUUCUGACUACAGUGCUAAAUCAAAGGUCCAAAUUGUUAAAAAAGGUCUGACUACCUUAUCUGCUGUGAUACAAAGCUUGUGUAAAAACCUGCAGCUUGUCGGCUGUGGAGCUUGUGCAGGUUGAAGUCCUAAAAACUGGCCUUAGAUGUUUAGAUGUCUUUAGUCAAAAUGAUCUCCAUAAGGCAAAAUCACCAGUUCUCAGAAGCCAAUCUGUUGAAAGAGAAUAACAUCAAUCACAAACUACUGUGCGCAGGGUUGUAACUGAGGUCAGGAGUCCAACUUCCCCCAACACCAACUCCCCACCCCCCUGAGAAAUGUUGACUAGACUGUAAAAAAUAUGUGAAAAUUUGUUCACAUUAUAUUUAUUAAUUUAAUUAUUUUAUUAAAAUUCUUCCAUUCUUGGAAUAUAAUUCAGGCGAAAUGUAAUUCCUUGAUUUUAUUUAUUAAAAUUUAAUUUAACUAAAGAAAUUCCGAAUCAGACUUUAGUGUGCAUUUUAAGAACCUCCUCAUGUCAGUGACAGGGUUGACACUUUGGGAAAUACACUUUAGAUUAGAAGAUUGAUACAACUUUUGUGUCUUUUUAUGUUAAAUAUGAAGUCAGAGCCAGCAGCCAGUUAGUUUAGCAUAGCUUAGCAUAAAGACUGGAAACCGGGGGAAACAGCUAGCCUGGCUCCGUCCAAAGGUAACAAAAUCUCUAAAGUUUACAAUGUUUGUUGUUUGUUUAGUACGUCCAAAAACAAAACAAUUGUAAGAAUAUGUUGGUUUUUUACGGGGAUUUUAGAUGCCAACUAUUUCUUGCAGUUGUCAGGCAACCAAUGGCGGGAAAUCACUGCUCCUGGCCAACAAAUAGUCCGGCACAUAAAAGCUAUAGCUCCCAUAAAAAGGUUUUGUACGCAUUAAUUGAACAAGAUAUAACCUGUUAAUUGGUGAGUUUUAGAAGUGCAGGUUGGUGUAUUUUGAUAGUUGUUUCCAUCUAUUUCCAGUCUUUAAGCUAAGCUAAGCUAAUCACCUGCUGGCUGCAACUACAUUUGAACAAACAUGAGAGUGGUAUUGAUCUUCUCAUCGAAUUCUCAGCAAGAAGUCAAAUGAGUGUAUUUGUCCAGAUGUCAAACUGUUCCUUAAAUAUCCACAAAAUGAUUCAUCACGCUGCUCGCAGACGAACCAAUCAUGUUUCAUGUCACAUAUGUCGUAGCUUCGUUUCAGACUCAAAGGACUCAGAUGCUGUAGAGUUGUUAAAUCCUUUCAGAAGCAUCAGAAACUGCUUCAGGGAAACUUCUCGAUUCGAACUGAAACCGUCAGAUGAGCUGCGAUGCCGGUCGGGUCCCUUCAAAUGAUCACACACUCCUUGAACCAGUCUGUCAGAUGUAAAGCUCAACACACACACACACACACACACAUUUAAAAAAAAAAAAAAGAAUUAAAGGAGACAAGAAAUGGACCUUUUUAUUUUUCUAUCAGGGCACGGUGUACAGCUACAAAAAAAAAAAUCAAAAAAUGGCUUUCUGAGCCGUUUUGUUUUAUUGUUUUUUUAUUUCUGUUCCUUUUUGGUGGUGCUUUAGAUUCCUUCAUUUUCUAAUUUUUAGCGAUAUUUGAUUCUUUUCUUCUCUCUUUCCGUCUUCACCCGACUUUGUACCGGACUCUUGAUUGUCUUGAUUUCCUCCGCCGGGGCUUUGUACCUACAGUAAUACCAAUGUGAAACCUGUAUUCUCCUCAUGAUUUAACUCAGUGGAAGUGUGAUGUUUACAUGUACAGAUUUUUGCGAUUCUUUCUGGUUUUGUUUUUUAGUUUUGUUUUUUUCUGUUUCGUUUCUUCUCAUCUCUCCCCCUCUCUCUUUUUUCCCCCAAUCAUCCCUGUUUUGAGUUAAUCUGACUCCUUCCUUACACACUGAAGGGAAAUGGGACUGCGUCUAAAUACAAUUAUCACCAUUUCACACAUAAGCCUAUCACACGCGAGGGGACACGCUGACAUUUUGAAUUUCAGUCGGCCGCUUUUCUUCACCACACACCUGCUUAGAUUUUUAGUUUUUAAGCCCUGCAUCCUUUUACAAAAGCCUUGUUGAGUGGAGGAAAACGGUUCAUUUUGCGCUUGGUGAAGAAACGCUGUGCGGCUGAAAUUGAAAAGCGAGGCGUCCCCGGACGAUACCGAUUGUUUGGGAGGGUGGGGGGGAGGGUGGGGGGGGAGUCGAGCUGUGUGUUUGUCUGCCUCUGUGGGGGGGCUGACCUUUGACCUCUCGGCUAACUCCACAGCACACAAAAUCACAGUGGGGCCACAACGACCCUCCGCUGGUGUGACCAGGAUCCGGUGGAGAUGAUUCCUCAGUGAAUGAUAAGCCAUUACAGACCCUGUGUGUCGGGUCUCUUAGUCUAUUAGUAUAUUUAGCAAAACUUUAAACUGCAGAUGACAAAACUCAACCUCAGGAAAAAAAAAAAAAAAGGACAUCACUUUUGUAAAAACACGUCUAACUGAAGGCCCAUUUCCCUCUCUUUGAUACCAUAUAAAUUAUAUCAAAAUUCUUUUUAUAUUUAUUGUGUUUAUUAUUAUAUAUAACAGUGGAUACCUUUUUUCCAGUACAUGUGGCUAAAUAUUUUGAUUCUUUAGAAAAGUGUUGAUAAUAUAUGUGAAGCAACUUAAACGAUCGAGGAAAAAAAAAAGAAGUUAAAAAAAAGAAAUCUAGGGUUAUUUUUUUCUGUUUGUUGACUACGUUGGAGCGGUACGGGCGUGUUUGUUUAGCCUAACAACGAGAACAUAUCACUCUGGUCCAUGACAAAGAAACCAAUGAUCGAAAAACUGAGCUUUCUUUUGUGUGAUGUCACUGCUAAGGCUGAAAUGUUUCUGGACUUUAAAAAAAAAAAAUUGUGACCAUUUAGUUCUGUUUUUUUGUUUUUCUCCCGAGCUGUACGUCACAAAGCUAAAUAUACUAAUAAAACGGUGUGCUAUCUAUCAAA
Molecule: messenger RNA, 12907 nt
Organism: Dicentrarchus labrax (European seabass)
Lineage: Eukaryota; Metazoa; Chordata; Actinopteri; Moronidae
Product: nucleolar protein 4-like
Exons: 11
Coding region: 1138-3549 (803 amino acids)
Source: RefSeq, a predicted model, not a curated record